Messenger RNA from Merops nubicus (carmine bee-eater), 1477 nucleotides. It is a transcript of the gene LRTM2, whose product is annotated as leucine-rich repeats and transmembrane domains 2. Gene Ontology annotation, biological process: regulation of presynapse assembly; axonogenesis; positive regulation of synapse assembly. The coding region runs from base 119 to 1231 and encodes 370 amino acids. Gene Ontology annotation, cellular component: membrane. Lineage: Eukaryota; Metazoa; Chordata; Aves; Coraciiformes; Meropidae. The transcript has 4 exons. Gene Ontology annotation, molecular function: protein binding. The record is from RefSeq and is a predicted model, not a curated record.
GGCUGUGGGCAGAGCCCCUCCAGGACCUGGCAGGCCGGCUACAAGGUCAUUCCCCCUCCCUUUGGGGCCGUGUGCCAGCCUGGCUGGUGGAUGUGAAGACACGCUGGAGAAGACAACAAUGCUGCCUACAACCGUUGGCCACCAGUGGAGAAGCAGGUUCCUCAUGAGGUGGCAAGAGGCUUGUCUGCUUGGCUGUUGGCUGUCACUAUGUGCUGCAGAGUCCUUCUUUGCUUGUCCUUCCUCCUGCAAGUGUAACAGUGGCAACCUGGAAGUGGACUGUAGUGGCUUGGGCCUAUCUUCCAUCCCCUCAGACAUCCCCACAAACACCAGGACCUUCCUCUUUCUCAACAAUAAACUCAGCAUCCUGCCAGGAGCAGUGUUUUCCAACCUCUCUGCCCUACAGAGGCUGGAUCUAUCCAACAACUUCUUGGACCAGCUCCCUCAGAACAUCUUCAGUGACCUGGGGAACCUCACAGAGCUCCAACUGAGGAACAACAGCAUCCGGGCCUUGGACAAAGACCUGCUACAACACACAGCCCUGCUGCGCCAGCUAGAUCUGUCCAUCAACGGCCUGGCUCAGAUACCCUCGGGCAUCUUUGAUGACCUGCCUGCUCUCCGCUCCCUCUCUCUCAGGUCCAAUCGCCUGCAGAGCCUGGACAGGGUGACAUUUGAACCGCUAACCAGCUUGCAGCAGCUCCAAGUUGGGGACAACCCCUGGGAAUGUGACUGCAACCUCCGAGACUUCAAGCACUGGAUGGAAUGGUUCUCCUACAGAGGUGGGAAAAUCGACCAGCUGGCCUGUACCUUGCCCAAGGAGCUGAAAGGGAAGGAUAUGCGGAUGGUGCCCAUGGAAAUGUUUAACUACUGCUCCCAGCUGGAUGAUGAGAACAGCUCUACGGUGCUGGACAAUACUGGCCCACCCUGCACUAAAGGAAGCCCGACUCCUACCAAAUCUAAAUCGGGCCCAGAAACAGAAGUGGAGCCCAGUGUGGGAUGCCCUCAGAAACAGCGCUACCGGCCCGUGAGCGUGCGCCGGGCUAUCGGCACUGUGAUCAUCGCAGGGGUUGUCUGCGGCAUUGUUUGCAUCAUGAUGGUGGUGGCAGCUGCUUACGGCUGCAUCUAUGCCUCCCUCAUGGCCAAGUACCACCGGGAGCUGAAGAAGAGGCAGCCGCUCAUGGGUGACACAGAAGGUGAACAUGAAGAGCAAAAACAAAUCUCUUCUGUGGCAUGAAACUCUUCUAGGAAGGAAGGGACAGCAAUGAACAAAGGUACCUGAGAGCAGUCAAGCAUGGGGUCCUCCCCAAAUACAUCUUCACAGACAGACAGACUGUGCUAUUGCUCCACUCACCCAAGUAGUGCAACAUGCUUCUGGGGGGUCAGGGCACCUGGCUCAUUUUCUGUUCCUCUGCCCCAGGCCCAUUUUGUGCCCUUUCACCCUUGGGCCCUCCCAGACAAAUAAAGUAGAGUCAGACCUCGA